AUGGUUGCCAGAGCAUACCUUGCGAAGUAUCCACACAGAAAAUUGUCACAUAUAGAGUAUAUUGAUACUUUGGAAAGGUAUGUAGAUGAGGAAGGGAGGUUAAUAACUACGAGAGUCCUGGUGAGUUCUUUCAUGAAGUUUUCAUCAAUUAUUGGGCUUGAAAGAUCAGCAGUAGAUUUGGAAAGGCAGGAAUUGAAUUUAGCCACAGAUAAUAUCACACAUAGGCAGCUUUCAAAGGUAAAUGAGGUCUGCAAAUAUACAGUGGGAGAAGAUAAUACUACUCAUUAUGCCGUACAGUGGACACUCGUGCCGGACUGACGAGUCGAGUUUCUAGCUAAAAAGGUAAUAAGAGAAGCAAAGUACAAUUUUAAUAAGGGAGUAAGGAUCUUAGAAGACAUCAUGCGCACGAAAUUUAAUAUUCCAUUAUUUGAUUCGCCACAGAGUUUUGUUGAAAUAUGGAACGAAGUGAACAUGAGGAAAAAAUUCAAACUUCUUAAAAAAUCAGUAUCUGAAGUAGAUUAUUUUAAAAAUAUUGAUGGUAAGACUUUUGCUGAAGUUAUCAAAGUGCUAGCGCAUCAUAAGGAAGAGGUGGAUACGGCUUUUAAAUACAUGAAGGCAUUUUCAGAAAGCCAGGAGGUGGAUAAAAUCAUUGAUUUCAUGAGUUUAAAAGAGAAAAAAGAUCUUGAAGAGCUCUUAAAUGUGAUAAAGGAAAGACAUGAAAAAGCCAUAGGGCCAGAGCCUUUUGAAGAGCUCUAUAUUAAGUUUGGCUUAUUAGAACUUAAUAAGAUCUAA
Molecule: messenger RNA, 792 nt
Organism: Blepharisma stoltei
Lineage: Eukaryota; Ciliophora; Heterotrichea; Heterotrichida; Blepharismidae
Source: the annotation of a GenBank genome assembly